AAUUGCAUUGGUACCCAUCCUCCAGACAACGCGUGUUUGGAGAACAGUAUCAUCGUCGUCAUUUUUUCACCUCCCCAAUUUCUCUUCUUCAUCCAUAGCCCAUCGGAAGCAACCAAUUUUUUUCUCAUUAAUAAAUUUGCAAAGCACAGGUAAUGGCGGUGGAGGAAGAUAUUGAUCUUUCAGAUUUGAAGUACCAACUGAGCCAAACACAUGUUAGUUGGAAACAAGAGAUGGAGGGAAGCCAGUCCCAAGUCGAUGCCUUGCAAGCCAAACUAUUAGAUGUAAAAGCUUGUAUUCAGGGGUCAGAAGAAGAUACAAAGAAAGAGUUAAAUGUUCUUUGGAGCAGAGUCAGAACUGCUGCAACAUUAAUGAUGUAUUUGAAAGCUAAAGCCAGAGUCAUGGCUGUUCCUGAUUUGGCUUCCACGUCAUGCGGUAUAAAGGAACGAUAUGGAAUAGGGCUUAUAGAUAAAAAUGGUGUACCGUUGUCCAGUUGGUCAAGGGACAUAGAUCUCUCGUCUUUUGAUGAUGCUGAUGAUGCAACAUUGAUUAGACUUACAAGUACACUAGAUUCUUUUGAUGACCUAGAUGGAUCUUAUAUGAGCGAAUUACUCAGAAGUGUACAAUUGGUUACAUAUGUUAUGGAAAAUCUUGUCAAGAGGGUUAUAAUGGCUGAAUCUGAAACUGCUUUAGAGAAGGAGAAGGUAACAAUAGGUCAGGAAGAGAUUCAAAGAAGGGCACUUCAGAUUGAAAACAUGUCUACUAAGUUAGAAGAGAUGGAAAGGUUUGCUUUGGGUACAAAUUGUAUCUUGAAUGAGAUGCGCCAGAGAGUUGAAGAUUUGGUCGAAGAGACUUCUAGACAGAGGCAACGAGCUGCAGAAAAUGAGCAGGAGCUUUGUUGUGUUAAGAGAGACUUUGAAUCUCUGAAAUCCUAUGUCAGUAGUCUCAUUAGUGUCAGAGAAACUCUUCUGUCAUCAGAAAAGCAAUUCCAGACAAUUGAAAGGCUUUUUGAACGGUUAGCUGCAAAGACAACUCAAUUGGAGAGUGAGAAAAUGCAGAAAGAGGCUCAAGUCCAAAAGCUUCUGGAAGAGAAUGUGAAGUUGACAACUCUCCUUGACAAGAAAGAAGCACAGCUCUUGGCCAUGAAUGAACAAUGCAAGGUUAUGGCACUUAGUGCUUCUAAUAAUUGAAUUCUAUGAGAUCUUUUAUUCAAUGAAUGAAUGCAUCUUUGAGAGGAAUAUGCACCUAUAGUUGUACUGUUGUAUUUGCUCAUUAGGUGAAGUAAUUCAACUAAUAACCAGAUGAACUUUGUUAUUAAAUUUAAUGGAAAACUGUGCUGCACCGUUUUUUGUGCA
Messenger RNA from Solanum dulcamara, 1352 nucleotides. RefSeq lists its product as uncharacterized. Lineage: Eukaryota; Viridiplantae; Streptophyta; Magnoliopsida; Solanales; Solanaceae. The transcript is spliced from 3 exons. The record is from RefSeq and is a predicted model, not a curated record. Gene Ontology annotation, biological process: negative gravitropism; response to red or far red light. Bases 153 to 1187 code for a protein of 344 amino acids.